Linum trigynum is the source of this 5939-nucleotide messenger RNA. The record is from the annotation of a GenBank genome assembly. NCBI's taxonomy places the organism in Eukaryota, Viridiplantae, Streptophyta, Magnoliopsida, Malpighiales, Linaceae.
CCCGAAAAACCGAACCUGAAUGGACACCCCUAUGUGUAUAUGGUAAUGGAAGUAGUAGAACCAAAAAAGAUAAUGAAAAUAUUGGAGGGAAAAAAGUGAAAACUCCCUCCACAUUUUCGUGUUUGAGGAAUUCCGUCCCAAAAAAAAUGUGCGACGCGUUGAUACUCCCUCUCUCUUCCUAAAGAAAACCCCAAAAAUCCUCCAUUUCUUGUUCUGCUUUCCUCCAACGAGCAAAAAGCAAACCCAUACAAUCAGAGGAAGGAAUGAAGGGAUCUCCUCUCCUGCCCGGUUUCAUUCAUCUGGACCGAGCCCUAGGUAACUACAGGACCAAUUUCCAUGACUCCUAGUCAGCUAGGACAGAUCUAGAUCAGUGAUUUAUCGAUUUCGGCUUGCACAUGUUGGUAAAACAAUACUUUUUUAUCCGAUCUGCAUUUUUUGGUUGUUAAUCCGGGUUUUAUUCUUGUUUAGGCUGAUUUGGAUGAGGAUGGUGAGGGCUCACCGGAGAAAGGAGCGUCGGCGGCUUCAGCUGCCGCCGGCGAUAAGGUAGUCGACGACCGGAGGGGAGGUUUCAGCAAUCGAAGCUGUUGACAAUGGAGACAGGAGCUCCAUGCAAGGUUUUUUUUUGUUUUGGGUUUUUUUCUAGAUUGGGAUUUCCCAUCCGCUUCCUACGAAGAAGCUGAUUUAAUAUUCGACGGGGUUUUGUCGUCAGCUCCGGGCACUUUGACGGCGCGUCGAUUCCACACAGCGGAAGCACAACUGCCGAUUUCUUUACUGGUUCGCCCUGCCUGCCAACCUCCUCGGUCGCAACGGUAUCGCCCCUUUCUGUCCAUGCUCUCUCGGCCGCGCCAACCAGCCGCACCGCCGCCUGUUAGUUUGGUGGCUCGUCCCGCAGGCAAUCAUCAGCAGUCACCGCCAGGAUCCAUUGCCACCAAGUCCCUCCUCCUGUCGUCGAAGAGCAGCCUCUCCCUUUCCCAGGUAUGAAGUCAAUAAUGUAGUCCAUUUGGAAAGAAAAUCGCAAAAAUUAAGGUUUGUUGAAUUUAGGGAUUUUUCCCAAUUCUGAAUCUAGGGUAAAACUUGAAGAGUGCUUGUCGAUUUGUUGGUCCUAAAGCAGGAUAGGCAAUCCAAAUCUGACGAAUUAGGUUAUCUAAGGCUGGAGUAUCAGGGGUGCAUGGCAUUUAGCCCAUCCUGUCACCGUGAGAGGGAGUCGAGUACUGGAAAGACGACUUCGAGUUCUCAAGGUUGUAGAAGGCACUUACCUGGGAAAUGUUCCAAUCGGAGCUGAGCUCAACCUGGGUCUUGUUCUCUUACCCGUAUCUGGUGUUGAAGAACCUUGCUGGCCCCAACGUAGUGUCUUACAACAGUUUUAUUUCAGGUAUCGGCUUCCAUCUAUCUCAUUUAUUUGUCAUUUUUGGCUUCAAUCAGUCAUCUUGCUUCGAAGUGCUCUGUGAUUCGAAGAAUUUGUGCAUCAUGGUGUGAAUCAGUAGUUGAAUGCAAGAGUGUCACUGUAGGGAAUUUUCUUGAAUUGGGGAGUUCUUGGGAAUUCCUGAACUAGUGGGUGGAGUAUGCUUUUUGUUGCCAGUUGAUCUAAAGUCUGGGGACUGCGUCAAGAGUUAUCCUUCGAUUCUCGUUUUCAGUUCCAGCAUUGAGCUAGUGAAAAUGGAUGGCAGCUACAGUUCCCUUUUAGUUUAGUUAUUUUUCUUUGAUGAAUUCGAGCUUUCAUUGGCGAGAAGGUAGAAUUUUUAUUGAUAACUUCAAGGAUGGAUAUUUACAGUAGGAAAUGCAACAUGAGAAUGGUUUGGACUAAUUUCCAAUGUAAAUUACCUUCCGAUCUCCAGUCUGCCUAUAGUUCCCUUCCCUUUUAUUGAUCUUUUGGUUUUGCUUUUCCUUGCUCGAUUCAGUUUGAUGUUUUGCUAAAUUCUGUGGCAUGGAAGAUUAUCAGUAAUUCUUCACGUCUACUCAUUAAAGAAAUCCUUUUUUCGUAUUAAGUUCAUUGGUUUUCUUGUGAACAGGCUAUGGACCAGCUGGAUAUGCUUUGUUUGUGGCAGUAUAUGCAGGAUUGGAGGUAUGUGCUGAUUCUCUUAUUUAGGCCUUAAUUAAAUUCAGUUUCAUGCAUCUAGUGAGAUAUAUGAGAAGUUCUUCGUGGUCUUAAUACUAGUAACUACUGAUGUGAUAGAUGCACGAUACAUGUGAUGAUUUGAACACCAAAUUUAGCAUAUAGCUUUAAUUCCAUGUAGACAUUUUGUGAAGUUCUGCAUACUGAUCGAGUUCUUGUGGUCGAUGAAUGGCCCAAGUUAUGAUUACUAGUAGCUAUGGAUAUGCUAGAUGCACGAUACAUGUGAUGAUUUGGACACCAAAUUUAGCAUAAUUCCUUAUAGACGUUUUCUGAAGUUCUGGAUACUGAGGCCAAAUUCGGCUCGUUUGACAGCGGCUACUGUUCGGAGAGGGAUUAUGUUGGCGGAAUCUAAAAAUCAGGGUUGGGAUUUGGGGAGAUUCGUGAAAACAUUCUACUUCUUCAAUUCCCCUCCGUCCCGAGCUAAGGUGAGCAUGUAUUGAGUUAACUGUGUUGGUCCUCGUGGUCCUUUGAUCGAUGGGGAAUUGUCCUGGAGAUUGUAUGAAUAAUUGUUUUCAAUCUUGUGGUUUUGAAUAGUUCAUUCAGUGUUUGAUCAAUAGGAUUUCCAGUCCAUCGCCUUCUGAGGAGAAUAAGACAAUGAAGACCUCUGGGGUGGUCCUCGUGGUUGGUGCUACUGGUGGUGUCGGUAAAAGAGUGGUUGAUAUCUUGAAAAAGAAAGGAGUCCCUGUUCGAGCUUUGGUAUUCUUCACUUUCUAAAUCAAGCCAAAUAGAAAUUCCUCCCUUGGGUUUCAAAUCUCUUCUUGCACGACCUUGUUAACCGAAGAGUGAAUUCCACUCGGGGGUCUUUUGUCGAUGAUUUGGCGUGUUAGGUAAUGUUAUUUCUCUGAGAUUGUCAGAUUGUUGGGGACAUCACUAAGUAGAACACUUUGAACCCUGAGUACUUUAAGGGGGUCAGUAAAGUCAUUAAUGCUGCUUCUGUAAUUGUCGGUCCGAAGGAGGGUGAUACUCCUGAUAGGGCCAAGUACAGUCAAGUAUGCAUUGUCAACCUUAUUUACUUCAGUUGAUUUUUUCCUUUGUUGGCUCUUCUUUCUCUGAUUGUUAUUUGUUGAAUUGCAGGUAAUUAAGUUCUUCGAGCCAGAGAUGUGCACAACCAUGACGUGUCUUUUCUUCGGACUGAUUGACCUUCGAGUACUUUAACAGAAGCCAUCAGAGAUGCUGUGCAAGUAACUAAAUGUUUAACAUGUGAGUUGCUCAACACUGAUAUUAGUGAACUUUUACCUCUCAAAUCAAAAACGUUUUCUUCAUCUUAAGUUGUUACGAAGGAGGGAUUAGGUCUGUGUGAUGUGGUUUGCGGAUUUAUUGUUUCAUUGUGUCCGAUUUUAGUGUAGCAGUACCAAAAUUCAAAUAAAAUAUUUUUUUUAUGUUAGUUACAGAAACUCAAAUGCGAAAACAUAAAGAUUUGACCUAUUUUUAAUUUCAGAGUUUAUCUAUUUUUUAUUUUAAAUUGAGAUAUUGCAGAUGCAUAAAGAUUUUCAGAUCCGUAGAAGUCCUUUUCAAACUCAAAUGCGACAACAGUGUUUUUGGACAGGUUGUUAUAAACUCUUUCGUGAAUAAGAAUAGUGUUGUCAAUCUAACUUUGUGUUUCUGUUGUGUGCAAACUAGUACGUUCCCUUCCCUUCUUCAUUCUCAUUAAAGUUUCCCCUGUAUAUUAAUUAGUGUUUAUUGUGUUCUUCCUUUGCCCCUUUUGCUGGUCUUCUGUGUAAUCGUAUUUUUGUGCAUGUUUACUAUGUAGUUGGAUAGUAACUGGAAACAUGGGGGGUGCGGACAAGGGCAGUGACUCAACUAAUGGCCUCAAUGGGAAUUCUUUGAAGAAUACAUUGGUGAGCUUCGGAUCAGCAACUUUUCAAAUUCUAUGUUUUAUCAAAAUGAAGAAUAUGAUGCGAGCGAUGUUCACUUCUGUGCUGGAAAAUGGGUAUUUUUUACGAAUCUUUAUUAUUUGUUUUCGUGGAUGCAGGAGAAUGCCAAGAAGGUUGAGAAUCUGAUUAGAGAGGUUUAUGAGGGAGUGACGGUGAUGUUCAUAAAACUGAUAGGCGUUUCGAUGACCUAGCCAUGGACUUAUUGGAUCUGACAUCGAGGAGUUAUGAGCAUUGUAAACUUUUGAGAGAGACGACUGAAGCGGUUGAAGCGGAAGUUACAGAACUUAGGGGUACCCUGAGUGAUGAGGUUGCAGAUUUGUCUAAACAGGUUCGUUGCGUGAACAAUGCAAUCAAAAACCUGAAGACAGAUCUGCUGGAUGCAGUGAAGAACGAGGUUCAGAAGUUCAUUGCGACAAAGAAGGAACGCCAGUAUGUCGACUUGACUUUAGAAUCAGAUGGGGGAAAUGGCAAACCUGUACGCUGUGCACGCGCAAGUGCUCGUUCCGUGGGUGGGAAAUUGAAGGUGCCAGCGUUUCCGGAUAUUACAAAACCCAAGAAAAAAACUACAAAAUGUAGAGCUGGGCCUUUCACAGUGGGCAUUCAUGUCAGUCCCGAGGACAGCAUGUUAGUGGACUAUGUAUUCUGUACCGGCAAAGAGGGAGGUGAUGAGAAGAUCGCUAUGAUAAUUUGCACCUUUCUAACUAGGGAGGAUAUUUUGACCCUUGCACCUAACUCUCCACUGAGCACGUUGAUUCUAGACACUGUUGUCGAAAAGUUGACAUGGGCAGAUAGGGACAAAACAAAAAGGGAAUGCGCCUUUCUGCCCGUUACAUUUGCGGCGAAAGCUUCUGGAAAUAGAGACGACCUACGCAGCUUCAUCAGCUUAGAGCACGUGAAAACUCUAUAUUGUACUGACAUUCGUGAUUGCGAGGCGAUAUUCAUUCCCAUAUACAUGGGGAACCAUUUCGUGCUGUGCGUGGUAAAUCUGAAGAAGCAACAGUACUGUCUUUGGGACUCUCUACCGUCAUGCAUGGAGAAGACAGAAAUUAAUCAAAAGCUAGUGGACAUUAUGGCAGCCUUGGAUGUAUUGUUUUUUGAUGACGGCGCUGCCUGGUUCCAUGACGUUAGCUCAUUUCUGGCUUUUGAGUACAACCCAACAAAUGAUGCUCCCCGCCAACCCAAUACGUGGGAUUGUGGUAUGUUUGUGAUUAAUUGGAUGAAAUGUGGCCGCUCCUUGAACAAAAAGACAGCAAAGUGCAUGGGGAAACGGUUCAAUAGUGAGGAUGAACGUUUGAAGUUGGUGCUGGAACUGAUCGAUUGCACCCCGAAUGAGAAGACAGCCUUACUUGACCGCGCAAGAGAACUGGUCGCAUGAAUAAGCUUUACUGGAAUGAGAUGUUUACAGAUGCUUAGUUGUGUUUAAACAAUUGGGUUGGUUUUUUUUUUUAUGUUCUGCAGUUUGCUGGGAUUAUUAUUUCAUUGACGAGGAUUGGUAUCUCUUGUUGAUUUCGUUAUGUUGUGGGGAUUAGUGUUCCAAGUUAUGAGGCUUUAGUACUUUGCUUAGACGGCUGGGUUUAAGCUCAAUGAUAUUGCCCAUGGAUAUUUUAAUGCGAUUUGAUGAAACUAAAGAGCUAUCUUCUCUUCUUUUCAUCUCAGUUCGUUUGAAUUUAUUCUUUGUAUGUUGAUGGGAAAGUAAACCGUGUCCUGCUAUUAUACAUUAUUGAGUGCAGGGGGUUGUUCAUGGGAGCUGUUUACAUGUGCUUAAUUGACUGUCAUUGUGUAUCUCUAUGGGGGAUCGAACCCUCUACCAUUCCAUGUCACUACAUUUAGUCAGCAUCUUAAACCACUAGGCUGGUUGCCUGCCAUUCGUACAUAAGACUAUCGUUUACAAUUUUACUUAAAGUAGUUGGUGCGAAUUGAGAGUAAAACUAAAACAAAUACAAAAAACUUAA